Trypanosoma cruzi is the source of this 3915-nucleotide messenger RNA. RefSeq lists its product as uncharacterized. The record is from RefSeq and is a predicted model, not a curated record. Lineage: Eukaryota; Euglenozoa; Kinetoplastea; Trypanosomatida; Trypanosomatidae. The coding region runs from base 1 to 3915 and encodes 1304 amino acids. The transcript has a single exon.
AUGAAACCCUAUCACAACCCAUACAUUACAACAAAACAAAAACAUACGAACUUACACAAUAUCAAACACAACAAAGAAAAGAACAAGCAUCCCACCAUUUACAAGAAGAGCAUAAAAUGCCACUUUGUGCAAGGAAUAUGGAGCAGGAAAUACGAACCGCGCAAAAAGCGAUACAAUUCAAAUACAAACCAAUUACAAACAACUACCGAUGCGAAACACAAAAAAAAAUUAGAAACCAUGAAAAAUCACUUGGCAUACGUAAAACAAUACAACCACAACCACACGAAACCGCACUUCUCGAAGAUGAGACACCGCAUGCGAUUAUUCAAAGGCAGCGCGAGCACCGCCUGGGUCUGGAUCACGACGAGGCGCAGCCGUUGGAGGCCGCCCUGCUUGAGGACGAGGCGCCGCAUGCGGUUGUUGAGCGACAGCGCGAGCACCGCCUGGGUCUGGAUCACGACGAGGCGCAGCCGUUGGAGGCCGCCCUGCUUGAGGACGAGGCGCCGCAUGCGGUUGUUGAGCGACAGCGCGAGCACCGCCUGGGUCUGGAUCACGACGAGGCGCAGCCGUUGGAGGCCGCCCUGCUUGAGGACGAGGCGCCGCAUGCGGUUGUUGAGCGACAGCGCGAGCACCGCCUGGGUCUGGAGCACGACGAGGCGCAGCCGUUGGAGGCCGCCCUUCACAGUGAGAGGGAAGGCGAGCCUAUUGUCAUGGCUGAGAAGCGUUACCGUGACCUUGCUGCGCGUGACCGCCACGGCUUCACAGCACGUGAAGCCGCCCUGCUUGAGGACGAGGCGCCGCAUGCGGUUGUUGAGCGACAGCGCGAGCACCGCCUGGGUCUGGAUCACGACGAGGCGCAGCCGUUGGAGGCCGCCCUGCUUGAGGACGAGGCGCCGCAUGCGGUUGUUGAGCGACAGCGCGAGCACCGCCUGGGUCUGGAGCACGACGAGGCGCAGCCGUUGGAGGCCGCCCUGCUUGAGGACGAGGCGCCUCAUGCGGUUGUUGAGCGACAGCGCGAGCACCGCCUGGGUCUGGAUCACGACGAGGCGCAGCCGUUGGAGGCCGCCCUGCUUGAGGACGAGGCGCCGCAUGCGGUUGUUGAGCGACAGCGCGAGCACCGCCUGGGUCUGGAGCACGACGAGGCGCAGCCGUUGGAGGCCGCCCUGCUUGAGGACGAGGCGCCGCAUGCGGUUGUUGAGCGACAGCGCGAGCACCGCCUGGGUCUGGAUCACGACGAGGCGCAGCCGUUGGAGGCCGCCCUUCACAGUGAGAGGGAAGGCGAGCCUAUUGUCAUGGCUGAGAAGCGUUACCGUGACCUUGCUGCGCGUGACCGCCACGGCUUCACAGCACGUGAAGCCGCCCUGCUUGAGGACGAGGCGCCGCAUGCGGUUGUUGAGCGACAGCGCGAGCACCGCCUGGGUCUGGAUCACGACGAGGCGCAGCCGUUGGAGGCCGCCCUGCUUGAGGACGAGGCGCCGCAUGCGGUUGUUGAGCGACAGCGCGAGCACCGCCUGGGUCUGGAUCACGACGAGGCGCAGCCGUUGGAGGCCGCCCUGCUUGAGGACGAGGCGCCGCAUGCGGUUGUUGAGCGACAGCGCGAGCACCGCCUGGGUCUGGAUCACGACGAGGCGCAGCCGUUGGAGGCCGCCCUGCUUGAGGACGAGGCGCCGCAUGCGGUUGUUGAGCGACAGCGCGAGCGCCGUCUGGGUCUGGAGCACGACGAGGCGCAGCCGUUGGAGGCCGCCCUGCUUGAGGACGAGGCGCCGCAUGCGGUUGUUGAGCGACAGCGCGAGCACCGCCUGGGUCUGGAUCACGACGAGGCGCAGCCGUUGGAGGCCGCCCUGCUUGAGGACGAGGCGCCGCAUGCGGUUGUUGAGCGACAGCGCGAGCACCGCCUGGGUCUGGAUCACGACGAGGCGCAGCCGUUGGAGGCCGCCCUGCUUGAGGACGAGGCGCCGCAUGCGGUUGUUGAGCGACAGCGCGAGCACCGUCUGGGUCUGGAGCACGACGAGGCGCAGCCGUUGGAGGCCGCCCUUCACAGUGAGAGGGAAGGCGAGCCUAUUGUCAUGGCUGAGAAGCGUUACCGUGACCUUGCUGCGCGUGACCGCCACGGCUUCACAGCACGUGAAGCCGCCCUGCUUGAGGACGAGGCGCCGCAUGCGGUUGUUGAGCGACAGCGCGAGCACCGCCUGGGUCUGGAUCACGACGAGGCGCAGCCGUUGGAGGCCGCCCUGCUUGAGGACGAGGCGCCGCAUGCGGUUGUUGAGCGACAGCGCGAGCACCGCCUGGGUCUGGAGCACGACGAGGCGCAGCCGUUGGAGGCCGCCCUGCUUGAGGACGAGGCGCCUCAUGCGGUUGUUGAGCGACAGCGCGAGCACCGCCUGGGUCUGGAUCACGACGAGGCGCAGCCGUUGGAGGCCGCCCUGCUUGAGGACGAGGCGCCGCAUGCGGUUGUUGAGCGACAGCGCGAGCACCGCCUGGGUCUGGAUCACGACGAGGCGCAGCCGUUGGAGGCCGCCCUUCACAGUGAGAGGGAAGGCGAGCCUAUUGUCAUGGCUGAGAAGCGUGACCGUGACCUUGCUGCGCGUGACCGCCACGGCUUCACAGCACGUGAAGCCGCCCUGCUUGAGGACGAGGCGCCGCAUGCGGUUGUUGAGCGACAGCGCGAGCACCGCCUGGGUCUGGAUCACGACGAGGCGCAGCCGUUGGAGGCCGCCCUGCUUGAGGACGAGGCGCCGCAUGCGGUUGUUGAGCGACAGCGCGAGCACCGCCUGGGUCUGGAUCACGACGAGGCGCAGCCGUUGGAGGCCGCCCUGCUUGAGGACGAGGCGCCGCAUGCGGUUGUUGAGCGACAGCGCGAGCGCCGUCUGGGUCUGGAGCACGACGAGGCGCAGCCGUUGGAGGCCGCCCUGCUUGAGGACGAGGCGCCGCAUGCGGUUGUUGAGCGACAGCGCGAGCACCGCCUGGGUCUGGAGCACGACGAGGCGCAGCCGUUGGAGGCCGCCCUGCUUGAGGACGAGGCGCCGCAUGCGGUUGUUGAGCGACAGCGCGAGCACCGUCUGGGUCUGGAGCACGACGAGGCGCAGCCGUUGGAGGCCGCCCUGCUUGAGGACGAGGCGCCGCAUGCGGUUGUUGAGCGACAGCGCGAGCACCGCCUGGGUCUGGAGCACGACGAGGCGCAGCCGUUGGAGGCCGCCCUGCUUGAGGACGAGGCGCCGCAUGCGGUUGUUGAGCGACAGCGCGAGCACCGCCUGGGUCUGGAUCACGACGAGGCGCAGCCGUUGGAGGCCGCCCUUCACAGUGAGAGGGAAGGCGAGCCUAUUGUCAUGGCUGAGAAGCGUUACCGUGACCUUGCUGCGCGUGACCGCCACGGCUUCACAGCACGUGAAGCCGCCCUGCUUGAGGACGAGGCGCCGCAUGCGGUUGUUGAGCGACAGCGCGAGCACCGCCUGGGUCUGGAUCACGACGAGGCGCAGCCGUUGGAGGCCGCCCUGCUUGAGGACGAGGCGCCGCAUGCGGUUGUUGAGCGACAGCGCGAGCACCGCCUGGGUCUGGAUCACGACGAGGCGCAGCCGUUGGAGGCCGCCCUGCUUGAGGACGAGGCGCCGCAUGCGGUUGUUGAGCGACAGCGCGAGCACCGCCUGGGUCUGGAUCACGACGAGGCGCAGCCGUUGGAGGCCGCCCUGCUUGAGGACGAGGCGCCGCAUGCGGUUGUUGAGCGACAGCGCGAGCACCGCCUGGGUCUGGAUCACGACGAGGCGCAGCCGUUGGAGGCCGCCCUUCACAGUGAGAGGGAAGGCGAGCCUAUUGUCAUGGCUGAGAAGCGUUACCGUGACCUUGCUGCGCGUGACCGCCACGGCUUCACAGCAAGUGGAGCCGCCCUGCUUGAGGACGAGGCGCCGCAUGCGGUUUUGA